This is a messenger RNA of Aphanomyces astaci, 1633 nucleotides long. RefSeq lists its product as hypothetical. The record is from RefSeq and is a predicted model, not a curated record. The coding region runs from base 79 to 1596 and encodes 505 amino acids. The transcript is spliced from 4 exons. Gene Ontology annotation, molecular function: protein binding. NCBI's taxonomy places the organism in Eukaryota, Oomycota, Saprolegniomycetes, Saprolegniales, Verrucalvaceae. Gene Ontology annotation, cellular component: nucleoplasm; nucleolus.
GUUUUGACUCUUCUCGGGGGCCAAUCACCGGUCGCGACCACAUUUCCACACUCACCAACCACUAAGAUAUUGUUCAACAUGACCACGGCGGCGUCGGACUUGUUCCCUGUGAUCCAUGCGUUCCUUACGAGUUGCGGCAUGAAGAAAUCUGCCAAGGCUUUGACCCAAGAAUCCAACAAGGAGUUCGCGGCAACCAAUAAGCUGGACUUGCUUGAAGUGUACAACCACUACUUGGCAACCAAGCCCCGGGGAUCGAAGGACAAAGAAGAGUCCUCUUCGUCGGAUUCCUCGGACGAGUCGUCUGAUGAGGACACCAAGAAGACGAAGGUGGUUGCGGCCAAGAAGGUGGUGGCUUCGAAAAAGGCUGCGUCGUCGUCGUCGUCGUCAGAUACCUCGGACGACUCGUCGUCUGACGAAGAUGAAAAACCUGCUGCCAAGAAGCCCGUCGUCGCUGCCAAGAAGCCCGUCGUCGCUGCCAAGAAGGUGGUGGCCACAAAGAAGGACGACUCGUCGUCGUCAUCGUCGGAUUCGUCGGACGACUCCUCCGAUGACGACGACAAGAAGCCUGCCGCCGUCGCCGCGAAAAAGACUCCCGCCAUCGCUGCCAAGAAGGUGGUGGCCACGAAGAAGGACGACUCGUCAUCAUCGUCGGAUUCGUCGGAUGAUUCGUCUGAUGAAGACACCAAAAAGCCCGUCGCGGCCAAGAAGCCCGUGGUUGCUGCUAAAAAAUUGGUCAAGAAGGCCGACUCGUCGUCUUCGGAUUCAUCGGACGAUUCGUCUUCGGAAGAUGAAAAACCACCUGCCAAGAAGGUUGUGGUUGCCAAGAAAGUGGUGGCGAAGAAGGCUGAAUCGUCUUCCUCGGACUCGUCCGACAGCGAAGCGGAGAAGAAGCCCGUGGCCGCAAAGAAGGUUGUGGCCGCCAAGAAACCUGUCGCGGCGAAAGACGACUCGUCUUCCUCGGACUCGUCUGACUCGUCCGACAGCGAAACGGAAAAGAAGCCCGUGGCCACCAAGAAGGUUGUGGCCGCCAAGAAACCUGUCGCGGCGAAAGACGACUCGUCUUCGUCAGACUCGUCCUCUUCGGACGACUCUUCCGACGACGAAGACACCAAAGCGGCACCUGCCAAGCGAAAGUUACCUGCGUCCAAGGCGGCGUCGACCCCUUCGAAGAAACAAAAGACCGAAAGCAGCAGCUCCGACAGCUCUUCGUCGUCGGACGAAAGCUCGGACGAAUCUGAAGACGAAGAUGAAGUAGCUAAGGAAAAAGCGCGCCGCGUCGAAGCCGCCGCGGCCGCAGCGGCGUGGACGCCUAAAAAGAUUGAAGCGCCAACGGUGCUUGGCGAACAAGGCCAAAAAGGAGUGCCCUUCCAGCGUGUCGACGGUGAAUACUGGAGCACGCAAAUUGUGGACGAAACCCUUCGCGACAACAGCUAUGCGGCCACGUUUGGUGAAGAUGGUGUCGGCAGCAAGGCCAACACGGUGCUACUCAAGGUCCGCGGCAAAGAUUUCACCCGUGAGAAAAACAAGAAGAAGCGCUCGACGUACUUGUGCGGUGCUAUUGACUUGGGGUCCAACUCGUUCAAGUACACCGACUAAAUCCCUACAAUCCUACAAAUGGAUAUAAUAAACACGA